Pteronotus mesoamericanus is the source of this 1082-nucleotide messenger RNA. RefSeq names its product chromosome unknown C16orf78 homolog (gene CUNH16orf78). The record is from RefSeq and is a predicted model, not a curated record. Bases 243 to 1082 code for a protein of 279 amino acids. NCBI's taxonomy places the organism in Eukaryota, Metazoa, Chordata, Mammalia, Chiroptera, Mormoopidae. The transcript is spliced from 7 exons.
CUUACUCUCUCGCCUGCCGCCUCCCGCCGUGGUCUUCUUCGGCCCUCAGCCAUUUCUCCCGCCUCCCUCUUCGGCCCGCAGGCAGCUGAACUCCGGCCUGAAAGCCACAUGGAAGAAACGGGCGUCUACUCUGAGCAGACUUCUCUACAGUUUGGGGCAAAUGAAAGCGAUCAGAGGCCGCAGUCCCCCACCGGAGCCCCCAGGCCAGCCCCUGGCCACAGGGGGCUCGACCCGGUGGGAACAUGCCACCUUUCGACCCAACGCCGCCCCCCGACGCCAUGGUGCCAGGGAAGUCGGAGGACCAGGAGGACCUGAUGCCCACAGAGCGGAAGUCCACGUGGAGGACGGCCGAGGAGAGACGCCUGUCCGACCUGACGCGGGUGCUGGAGUGGCUGGAGCGGAGGCAGGGCAAGAAGCAGGCUCUGCAGAAACACGCCAAGGUGGUGGAACCCCCCAAAGCCCAAGAGAAGGAGAAGGAAGACAGGAAACCCAAACUCACCAAGAAACAGGCACGAGAGGGCGGCCGAGUGUCCUUCUCGGAGAAGAACCCGGAGCCAAGCCCCAGGAAGGACAAGGACGCCGUCACGUACCGAAGGCUCUACGGAGUGGAGGCCAAGGGAAGACGCCUGAGCAUGGUUCCCGGCAACUACAGCAAGGACGGCCCUGGGAAACUCGUUGCAGAGAUGGAGACCAAGGACUCAGCUGCCCCAGAGUCCACGCAGCGGUCACUGCCCUUCACCCGACAAAGCCUAGUGGAAACCAUGUUGCAGGACACUGUCUACACCGGACGGAAGUCGAUCCUCCUGAGAGACUUGAUAGGCAAGAUCCCCGAGUCCUCCUACGAGCGCAGGCUGAAGAGCCUCAUAGACAGGGGCGCCGAGCCCAAGGCGGAGACCGUGAAGAUCCUGAAGCCGGAGGAGGUGCUGAGCUGCCGAUACCUGAGGUUGUCCAAGAACAACAUCCGGACCCUGCUCAAGCUGUGCAAGGACGCAGGUCUGGUGGUGGACAUCCACCCCCACAUGGUCGAAGCAGAGAUUGACACCAAGAAGGUGUUUGCCACAAACCCCAUGGUGGCCCUCUGA